Rhipicephalus microplus (southern cattle tick) is the source of this 816-nucleotide messenger RNA. Its product is annotated as signal peptide peptidase-like 2A. Gene Ontology annotation, cellular component: lysosomal membrane; lumenal side of endoplasmic reticulum membrane; cytoplasmic side of endoplasmic reticulum membrane. NCBI's taxonomy places the organism in Eukaryota, Metazoa, Arthropoda, Arachnida, Ixodida, Ixodidae. The record is from RefSeq and is a predicted model, not a curated record. Gene Ontology annotation, biological process: membrane protein proteolysis. Gene Ontology annotation, molecular function: aspartic endopeptidase activity, intramembrane cleaving.
AUGCUGACCAUGUGCGUUGACGUCGAACACAAGACGUGGGGCACCUUCCUUCUGUACGUGACCUUUGCGUACAACACGGUCGUGCAAGAGAAGACGCAGAUGCAACCGUACACUUGGGUCUACGGAAGAAACCCGGAGUACCGUCCGUUUUUGAACACGCUCAACGACACCGACUGCGACUACGAGCGCCGUGGCUUAGAGGGCAAAGUGGUGCUGGUAGAGCGCUGCGACAACGUCUCCAACAACGACAUCAUCCUGCAGGCAAAGAGUGCCAAGGCCAAUGGCAUCCUCAUUUCCGUCAACGCAAGACACGCGGCUGAAGAAUCGAAGACCAGUAUCAAGAGGCUUGACAUCACCGCCGGUUUUAUCAUCAAUGAAACCGCUCACAAGAUCGCGAAAUACGACGACCACCACAACCAGAGCCUAGUGGCGAAGCUUUUUUCGGUGCAAACUUCGUUCGACUGGAGCUUCGCCGUCAUCUGGGGGAUCGCCAUGGUAACGGUGGUUGGUGGCGCCUACUGGUCCGGCUUGGUGCAGCUCGUGCAGUACCAGCCCAGGGUGCCCAAGCCGAAGAAGAAAUCCCGGCGUGCAACCAAAAGCCACCGACAAGCUUCCGAGGGAAACGUGAACAACGCAUCCGACGGGUCUCUGGUGCACAUUCCGCCCGACCGGGACUUCACGGAGAGCAUUGGUGAGCUGGAGGAAGAGUUCACGGUGCCACUCUCUCCUAAGCUGGUCAUCAUGUUCGUCAUCCAUAUGAGCGUCAUGCUGCUCGUGCUGUACUACUUCUACCGGUACCUGGGUCUAACACUGUGA